AUGGAAGUAACAAAUAACGGUAGUAAUAAUAGUUCAACCAUUGCUUCCACCAAUCCACCCACUUCUCCAUCAACCACUUCUACAAGUAAAUCACUACCACCUUUAUCAUUUUUAAAUUCUCAAUGGGAAAAUAAACAGUCUAAUAAUAAUAAUAAUAGUAAUAAUAAUAAUAUUAAUAAUAAUAAUAAUAAUAAUAAUAAUAAUAAUAAUAAUAAUAAUAAUAAUAAUAAUAAUAAUAAUAAUAGUGUUAAAAUGGAAAAAUUAAUUGAACUACCAUCAUCCUCAAAUAAUUCACCAGAAUUUUUAAAUGGUGUAAAUAAUAAUAAUAAUGGUAAUAAUAAUAAUAAUAAUAAUAAUAAUAAUAAUAAUAAUAAUAAUAAUAAUAAUAAUAAUAAUAAUAAUAAUAAUAAUAAUAAUAAUAAUAAUAAUAAUAAUAAUAAUAGUGGUAGUGGUGGUAAUAAUUCAAAUAAUAAUAGUAAUAUAUCAUCACCACCAUCUUCUUCAUCUACAUCCACAUCAGUUUUGUCAUCAAGCCAAUCAGCAUAUAUGAAUGAUAAGAUGGUAGCGGCCACAUUGGAUAGUAUAGGUAAAAUGGAAUCAAUUCAAAGAAAGUAUGAAAUGCAAAUUGAAUCCUUAAUGGAUCAAAUUCAAGGUUACAUUGAAAAAGAACAAAAAUUAAGAUCUCAAUGUCAAGCUGUUGAAGAUAUAAAUGCAAAAUUAGAAAAUGAAAAUUUACAAUUAAAAAAAGAAUUAUUUGAAAUGAGUCGAAAAUUUAAAGAAAUUGAUAUAAUAAAUUUAAAUAAUACUAAUAAUAAUAUAAACAAUAAUAAUAAUAAUAAUAAUAAUAAUAAUAAUAAUAAUAAUAAUAAUAGUAUAAAUAAUAAUAAUAAUAAUGGUUUUUCCCCUCCACCAUUAGUUAAAUAUCCAUCAAAUGGAAGUUUACAACAAGACGCAAAACGAUUUAAAAUUAUGGAACAACAAUCCCAACAACAACAACAAAUGCAACAACAACAACAAAUACAACAACAAAAACAAUACCAACAACAGCAACAACAAACAACAUCAAAAAGAAAGAAUAAUAUAUCUAUUGAUGGCGAUAAAGAGGCAUUAGUAGCUGAAGCAUUAGGAUCAUUUGUCGACUAUGCCAAACCAUCACUUAAAAGAUCGAAUAGCGAGGAAGUAUUUAAUUCAUCAGUGUACAAAAAUAAAAAUAAUAUAAAUAACAUAAAUAAUAAUAGUAAUAGUAAUAACAAUAAUGGUAAUAAUAGUUUAUUAAAUGAUAUUCAGAAUUGGCAGCAACAACAGCAGCAACAACAACAACUUUUACAUCAAAGAAAGAAAAGAAAAGAUUAUGACUAUGAUUACAAUUCUACACAAAAUGGAAAGGGUAUUCCUUCAAAUAGUAGUAACAAUAAUAGUAGUAACAAUAAUAGUAACAAUAAUAAUAACAAUAAUAGUAAUAAUAAUAAUAAUAUUAUAGGGUCAAUUUCUCCACCACAUUCAUCACAAUUACAACAAGUUUCAAGUCCACAGCAACAGCAACAACAACAAAAACCUAAUGGUCUUAAACUAUCAAUAUCAUCAGGUUCAAUUAAAGAUUUAAUAAAUUCACCAAAUAAAGAACAAUCAUCGAAAUCACAAUAUCCAUCAUCAUUAUCACAAUCAUCAUCUAUACCCGAUAUGGAUACUGAUGUUGAUAGUACUGAUGAAUUUGAUUUUGGUAGUAAUAGUAAUAAUAAUAACAAUAAUAAUAAUAAUAAUAAUAAUAAUAAUAAUAGUAAUAAUAGUAACAAUAAAAAGAGAAAUAAUAGCAAUAAUAAUAAUUUAGGUGGUGAUGAUGAUGAUUCACCAGAUAGUAAUGAUAGAAAUGGAUCAUCAUCACCAAUUGAUAUGGAACCAUCAUAUGAUGGUGCAAAUUUAUUUAAAACAGUUACACCAGGUACAAUAACUACACCACAAGAAGAAUUAUUAAAUGAAAUUCAUUCACUUCAAAUGCAACAAAGAGAAACCAUUGAAAAAAUGUAUAUAGCACAAAAACAAUUUUUAUCAGAUAGAUCAAAUGGAUUUAAUAAUAACAAUGAAGAAAUAUUAAGAUCACUUCAAUCGGAUCAAACAAAACUUGGUUCAACAUUGGAAUCAGAACUACAAGCAUUGAAUCAAUUGUAUAGUCAAACUAUUUUAGAACCAAAUCAACUUUGUAAAUUGGAUAUUUUAUUACAAGAUGUUUCAAUUCAAUUGAAACAACUUCAUCUCUAUCAAAUGGAAUUAAACUAUGGUUAUGGAUCGAAUGAACCAUUCCCAGCAACGCUGGUAAUCAUUAAACAACCAUUCCCAAUGGUAAUUAGUAAAUUUAAACAAUUACAAGAGGAUCAUCUUUGUGUUCAAUUAUUGACAGGUGCAAAUGUUGAAAUUGUUUCUUAUUCACCGAUUAGAGCAGAGUUGGUAUUUCAUUCAAAGAAUUUAACAAAGGGUUCAAGUAAUUUGGGUACUCAAAAUUCGUUAAAGAAAAACAUUGAAAAGGAUACCCAAGUUUUGGAUCCAAUUAAAGGUGUCGCUAAAUUCCCAAUUAAAUUUUUAACAGGCACUCGAAAAAGUUGUGUAAAGCUACAUUUUGUAUUACAAAUUAAAACAUCCGAUGGUCAUAUAAUCAAUGUUCCAAGUAGUACCUCUCAACCAUUCAUAGUUAUCACCAACGAUUGUCAAUGGGAGGGCUCUGAAGGCACCCUCUUGAAAAAGGAGACCUUUAAUGAAAAGUUUGAAAUCUCUUGGCCACAUUUUGUAAAUAUCCUUCAAAAACACUUUCUAAAGGCAACUAAACAAUCACCAAUUCAACCAACUCGUCCUUUAUCAAUGUAUGAUUUCACCUAUCUUUCAAACACAUUUUUCGGUGGUAAACCAUUUGUUUCUCACAAGGAUUUCGAUUCGUUUUGGUCUUGGUUUGGUAAAUCCAUUCAAACUCUACGUUACAAAAGACACAUUUCAACACUUUGGCAAAAUGGUUUCAUUUUUAUGUUUUUAAAAAGAGAUGUUGUAACUCAAAUCUUAAAGAAUCAAGAUGUUGGUACUUUUGUUAUUCUCUUUUCUGAAGCUUUCCCUGGUCAAUUGGAAAUUUCAUAUGUUGGUACUGAUCAAAAAGAUUCACUUUCAAAGAGUUCUAAUGAUUUACAAUCUCCAACCACAACCACAACAACAACAACUUCAACUAGAGUUAAACAUUAUUUAGUUCAAGCAAAUGAUACUUCUGGUUCAAAAAGAACUUUACCCGAUUUUUUAAGUGAAUGUAAUCAAUUUACUCAUAUUUUACAAUUAAACAUAGCAAUGAUCCCUCAAACUGAAACUAUUCCAGUAUUUAAACGAGAACCUAAAAAUGUUGUAUUGGAACCAUAUUACAGUAAAAGACAAAAUUCCCAAAAUAUACUUGGAAGUGGUUAUGAUCCUUUAUUUUAA
Molecule: messenger RNA, 3447 nt
Organism: Dictyostelium discoideum AX4
Lineage: Eukaryota; Evosea; Eumycetozoa; Dictyosteliales; Dictyosteliaceae
Gene: dstB
Product: signal transducer and activator of transcription family protein
Exons: 2
Coding region: 1-3447 (1148 amino acids)
Biological process (GO): signal transduction; regulation of DNA-templated transcription; negative regulation of DNA-templated transcription
Cellular component (GO): nucleus
Molecular function (GO): DNA binding; DNA-binding transcription factor activity; identical protein binding
Source: RefSeq, a predicted model, not a curated record